Molecule: messenger RNA, 1236 nt
Organism: Adineta ricciae
Lineage: Eukaryota; Metazoa; Rotifera; Eurotatoria; Adinetida; Adinetidae
Source: the annotation of a GenBank genome assembly
AUGUUGAAAAGAUUUAUACUUGUCGUUAAUAUGUUUCAUUAUAUUGUAUUGAUCAUAUUCAUACCAUUUGCCACAUGCACUAUUCCAUACGGUCGUAUCGCUCAAGCACAGCUGCUGAUAGGACAAUUCAAUAGUUUUUGGUUAUUCAGCCAAUCUUCAUGGCCACAAUGCAUGUGCCAAGCACUCCGGUAUCGUUCUCUAGCAAUAGCCGCAUUUAAUUUCUUUCCUUCGAAUCAAACAUGUCAACUGAUCCCAAAUAAUUUCUCCAAUACUUCUAUCACGUUUUAUAUAAUCCCAUCAUCAUAUUCAACGCUCAUUUUUGUAACGCAAGAUAUUAUCUAUAAACUAACAUCCAUUUGUUGUUCAGAUAUCUUUUGGUUGAUGAAUAACAUCCAAGCAUCAGCUAGUUUUACGAGUAUAACAAUCACUAAACCAGUUGGCUUAACGUUAGAUAAUAGUUUGAAUAAGUUGAUAAUAACAUACGGCAAUACACGAUCGAUUCAACAAAGAGAUGCUAAUGUGUCUAUGUCUGGUAGCAAAACUCUAUUCUCGAAAACGAACGCUCAACCAAUUACUUAUAACGCCGGCUUUUAUUUUGUCGGCAUUAAUCCGCCAGCUGCAUCUUCAUCUAACUACUAUUAUGUUUAUAACACCAGUUUGACACGUAUUCUUGAUUUGCCUUUUCCUCAAGGUGAUCCUCAACGUGCAGUCUGGUUGUAUAAUAAUACUCUAAUGUGUUUAAUUAUUCAGAAUGGUCAAAAUUCGUCUAUAAGUUUUCUUAACUGGAAUGCGUCUUCAUUCACUUUUACAUAUAAUCGGACUCUGUUAACUCCUUUCGAUCAACCAUAUGGCUUGGCAAAAUCAAAUGAUGACACAACGAUUUACGUCAGUGGAAACACAUCCGUGAUCUAUCAAUUAUCUAUGAAAACAUUUCUCUGGUCGAUUCUCGUAUCAGAUAACAAUACUUCUGAGAUACCAUUGACACUAACUGUUGAUUCAUGUGGUCAACGGCUUUGGGCAUUGAUGUCAGGAUUUGGUAUUCGAAUUUAUGAUCGAAUCUAUGGCACUGCCCUUUAUGCGUGGAAUAUGACCGCACUGUUUCCUACUCUUUAUGAUAUGGCAUUAACACACGAUUAUGAAUUGUAUUUGAUUGAUUAUUCACUAAAUGAAUUGAUUCAUUACGGUUCGCCUUUGAAACAACAAUGUACAAUCGAUGGAAUAAUAAGAUAUACCUAA